Messenger RNA from Mobula hypostoma (lesser devil ray), 1856 nucleotides. It is a transcript of the gene sirt6, whose product is annotated as sirtuin 6. The record is from RefSeq and is a predicted model, not a curated record. Gene Ontology annotation, molecular function: transcription corepressor activity; NAD+ binding; histone H3K9 deacetylase activity, NAD-dependent. Bases 75 to 1166 code for a protein of 363 amino acids. The transcript is spliced from 8 exons. Gene Ontology annotation, cellular component: nucleus. Gene Ontology annotation, biological process: negative regulation of transcription by RNA polymerase II. NCBI's taxonomy places the organism in Eukaryota, Metazoa, Chordata, Chondrichthyes, Myliobatiformes, Myliobatidae.
GUCACGUCGCUCGUUCGCCGUCUGCGUGUUGUGUUUGUGUGCGGAGUGGCUGCUCGCUGCCUUUCGCUCGGACCAUGUCCGUCAACUACGCGGCGGGGCUAUCGCAUUACGAGCAUAAGGGCAAGUGCGGCUUGCCCGAGAGUUUUGAUUCCCCUGAGGAACUCGAGAGAAAGGUGUUGGAGUUGGCUGAUCUAGUACGGAACGCCUCUUAUUUGGUGGUGCAUACUGGAGCUGGGAUCAGCACAUCCUCGGGAAUUCCUGACUUUAGGGGACCUCGUGGUGUCUGGACGAUGGAGGAGCAGGGCCUGGAGCCCAAAUUCGACACCACUUUUGAGGAAGCCAGGCCUUCAAAGACUCAUAUGGCACUUGUGGCUCUUCAGAGGGUCGGCAUUAUCAAGUACGUGAUCAGCCAGAAUGUAGACGGGCUUCAUGUACGGUCAGGAUUUCCCAGGGACAAGCUUUCUGAGCUGCACGGUAAUAUGUUUGUGGAAGAAUGCACCAAAUGCGGCAAACAGUAUGUUCGAGAUUCAGUAGUUGGCACCAUGGGACUGAAAUUAACUGGCCGAUUGUGCGAUGUUGAAAAGGCCAGAGGUCUUCGAGCAUGCAGAGGAAAAUUACGAGAUACCAUUUUGGACUGGGAAGAUUCAUUACCUGAACGGGACCUCAGUUUGGCAGAUGAAGCCUGCAGGAAGUCUGAUGUGGCCAUUACGUUGGGGAGCUCCCUUCAAAUCAAACCGAGCGGCAAUCUGCCCUUUAAUACAAAAAAGAAAGGCGGAAAGCUGGUUAUUGUUAAUCUGCAAGCCACCAAGCUAGAUAGAUAUUCAGACCUCCGGAUAUUUGGUUAUGUUGAUGAGGUUAUCAGCAAAUUAAUGAAACACCUUGGUAUUGAAAUCCCUGAAUGGGAUGGACCCCAAGUGGUGGAGACAGCAAAUUCAAUCAAACAGGAAAUGGGAAACCACCUUCCAGUGAAAGAAGAUCUGGACAGUAAACCCAAAGUUGAGGUCAAACAGCAAAAUAGAGACACUGAAGAAGAGGGGACAAGUGGCCUGGAUCCUCUGGCAUCAAUCUCCCCAAAGUCCAAUGGCUGCUUCAAACAAGAUUGCCAAGAUGUGGAUUCCAAUAAUUUUGAGACUAAGCGCAUCAAGCUUGAGCCGGUCAUGGUGUGAAGUCUCCUUAUCUGCAAUAGUUUGGGACAACUUACUUCUGGGAAACAUUGUCACUCAAUUGUGACUAUAUAUUUAAGUAUUUUACUUUCUUUAUAAACUGGAUCCUCAACCCAGCCUGCAAUAACUGUCUGUCUUUGUGUAAAUGUAUUUACACUACGACGCAGUUUUUCUUUACAAAGGUCCUGUAAAGAUUCUUUUUAAUAGUAACUUUGAAGAAAGCCACAUUUUAGAGACAUCUACCUAUCCAGUAUAUGUAAACUGAAAGCAACAGGAACAAGUCUUUCUCCCUUUAUGUUUUACUGUACAGAGGAUGAGUUUGCCAAAGGGCCUUGCCUGUGCUAUAGCGCUCAAAUGAUUCUAUGUAACAGGUGGAUUUAGAAUUUUUCAUGUACAUGUUUAAUACCUUUCUAAGUAAAAUUCUUGCUUUACUCUGUCUCAAGCAAUGCAUCUCAUAAAUUUAUAAUGUAUUGAUAAUUGGAGGAGUUUUGUGAUUCUGUAACACAUUUUUUUCUUCAUUCACAGAAUACUGGCAAGGCUAGUUUCUAACAGUUGUCGGUUUUGUUUAGUUAGGUUAACAUUGCUGGAAAUAAAGAUCCCAAAGGGUAUUGGUGUCCUUUUUAAUUUCCAGUGCCUCAGGUAUUCAAGCAGUUGCCUGUAAAUCAAUGAAGUCCACUGAGGUCUUACAGAUGU